AUGGACCUCGAUCCACGGCUGCGACCCGGUGGCGAUGGAGGAGAGCUGGGCUCCUCCACCGCGACUAGGGUCGUGAGCAAUGCGUCGUCCGCCGUCGACCAGCAGCUCCAAGCUGCGGCGCACCGUGGCAGCGGUCGAGAUAACGCCGACACGCCGUCGACCGUGGGCAGCACGCCGGGGCAGCAUCACCAGUUCGACUAUGCGGACGCCGGCGCGGGCGGUGGAGGCGGCGGUGGUUCGGUGGCGGCCGGAAGCUCCAUCGGCGGCGACGCAGACCCAAACGGCGAUUCCAAGAAGUCGAGGGCGUGCGAGGCCUGUCGAGGACUCAAGGUCAAGUGCGAGCCGGAUCCCGUCGAGGGCGAGCCGUGCAAGCGGUGCAGAAAGGCCGGGCGGAGCUGCGUCGUCACGGCGCCGACCAGGAAGCGGCAGAAGAAGACGGACAGCCGCGUGUCGGAGCUGGAGAAGAAGAUUGAUGCCCUGACGGCGAGCUUGCAUGCGAGGGCGGGUGCUCCAAGCGUGCCUGCCGCUGGGCAGCAUCAGCAUCAGCAUCAGCAGCACCAGCACCAGCACCAGCAUCAACAUCAGGCUGAGCCCGUCGGUGGCGGAUAUCCUUCGAGCUGGAGCAGUGCGGGAACGGCGGGAACAGCAACAGCAGGAUUAGGAGGAGGAGCUGGUGUAGCGAGGGCGUGGGGAGGCAUGGCGGCAGGCAUGGCGGCAUCACCGAUGAUGCAGACGGCAUCAACUCCGCCAACACGAACGCCCCAGGACGAGUCAUCAGCGUUCCAGCCGCCGAUUGUCAUGGCCGGGCAGAAGAGAAAGGCCACCGAUCGAGACAGCGUCAGCGAGGAUCCCAAAGCCAUGACGCCGUCAGUGAGUUGGUCGGGCUUCUCCAGACCUACCGAAGGCGACAUCGUCGACCGCGGUAUCAUUACGAUGGAACAAGCCGCGGGCCUGUUCAACAAGUACAAGGAGCACAUGGUGAGACACCUGCCGGCUGUUGUGUUCCCCCAUAGUGCGACGGUGUUGGAGCUGCGCAAGACGAAGCCGACGCUGUUUCUGGCGAUUAUGGCAGCCGCCACGGGCGAGAACCACUCGAUCCAGCGAGUCUUACAAAAGGAGCUGAUGCAGCUCUUUGCCGAGAAGGUCAUUGUCACGGGCGAGAAGAAUCUGGAGCUGGUGCAGGCGAUCCAUGUGGCCGUCAUCUGGUACUGGCCGCCGGAGCAUUUCGAGGAGCUCAAGUUCUACCAGCUCGUCCACAUGGCCGCCGUCAUGGCCAUUGACAUUGGCCUUGGCAGGAAAAACACAUCGAAACGCGGGCCGCCGCCUUUCCGUCGCAAUCCGCCUCCCGACCCUUCCAGCAUCGAGUGUCGUCGAACGUGGCUGACCUGCUUCUUCCUGGCCCUCAACACAUCCAUGUCGUUGCACCGGCCAAACCUGAUUCGAUGGACGCCCUUUAUGACGGAGAGCUUGGAGAUUUUAGAGUCGUCACCCGAUGCCGCGCCGACGGAUAAGUAUUUCUCUCACUUGGUGUGGACUCAUCGUCUAGCGGAGGAGGUUGGCGAGCAGUUUUCCCUGGAUGAUCCUUCGAGCUUGGUCAACAUUACAGAUGCAAGGACGCAGUAUGCGUUGAGAGCUCUGGAGCGGGAUCUCGACAAGUACAUUGCGUCGGUUGCCAAAAACAUGAUGCAGCAGUGCUCGUUCAUGCUGACAGUUGGAAUGUUCGUUCCAUCAGCUACUCUUCGUCUUAAUUUCAACGUAGUCAAUCUCUAUAUGCACGAAAUGGCUCUUCACUCGGAGACCCUGUCUGACCAAUGGCGGCCGCCUUUCAACACAGAAGCCCUUAAAGAUGGCAUUGUCAACUCCGAGCCCCUCUCGGCCGCACAUAUCAACGCGCUUUCAGCGUGCCUGACAGCCAUUGACGGUAUUCUCAACACAUUCUUGUCUAUGGACGUCCUCAGCAUCCGCUGCCUCCCUGUCUUCAAUUUCAUGCGAGUGGCGUACGCUGUCGUCAUUUUGAUCAAGAUGUACUUUUCAGCUUCGAGCCCAGGCUCAGAAAUGGGCAGGGUUAUUCAUAAAGACAACAUGCGUGUUGAGUACUACCUUGAGACUUUGCUGGACAAGUUUCGAGCGACAGCCGCGGACAACAAGUACCUCGAAUCCGCCAUGGCGCCUGCUUUCCCGCCUUGGAUGUCCGUCACGCAACCCAUGGUGCCCAAUGAGCUGGACAUGGGGUCCAUGCCGGCGAAUUUCGACAUUGAGGGCUUGAAUCUGGCUGCGGCGGAUCUCCAGGACGUGUAUGAGAGUGGGGCCAAGAUUGUCAUGAACGAACCUUGGUUCAUGGAUGCGUUUCAGGGACUGCCUGAUCCCAAUCUUUUCCCUUUUUGA
Trichoderma gamsii is the source of this 2385-nucleotide messenger RNA. RefSeq lists its product as hypothetical. Gene Ontology annotation, cellular component: nucleus. The coding region runs from base 1 to 2385 and encodes 794 amino acids. Lineage: Eukaryota; Fungi; Ascomycota; Sordariomycetes; Hypocreales; Hypocreaceae. Gene Ontology annotation, biological process: regulation of DNA-templated transcription. The record is from RefSeq and is a predicted model, not a curated record. The transcript is spliced from 3 exons. Gene Ontology annotation, molecular function: DNA-binding transcription factor activity, RNA polymerase II-specific; zinc ion binding; transcription cis-regulatory region binding.